AUGACUCAAGGAGGAGAAAUUGAGCCGUUACUGAAUCCAGAAGAAGAGCGAUUUGUGCUGUUUCCUAUAAAGUAUGAUGACAUAUGGGCCUUGUAUAAGAAGGCCGAGAGUUCGUUCUGGACUGUGGAGGAGGUCUCUCUUGACAAGGAUGUUGAGGAUUGGGGGAGGCUGAAUGCAAAGGAAAAGCAUUUCAUCUCGCAUGUUCUUGCCUUUUUCGCAGCCUCUGAUGGGAUUGUCAACCUCAACCUAGUCGAAAGAUUCUCCAGCGAGGUCAAGAUACUUGAGGCAAGGUUCUUCUACGGGUUUCAGGUAGCAAUUGAGAGCAUCCAUAGCGAGAUGUACAGCUUGCUCAUUGAGACAUACAUAAGAAAUGCAGAAGAGAGGGACUUUCUGUUUAAUGCAAUCAAGAAUAUUCCAUCUGUGAAGGAUAAGGCGGACUGGGCAAUAAAAUGGAUUGAAGACAAGGACUCGGACUUUGCAACCAGGCUUGUGGCGUUUGCCUGUGUGGAGGGAAUAUUCUUCUCUGGGGCGUUUGCAUCCAUAUUCUGGCUGAAAAAGAGGGGGUUGAUGCCCGGGCUGACGUUUUCGAACGAGUUGAUAAGCAGGGACGAAGGGCUGCACUGUGAGUUUGCAUGCCAUCUCCACAGAUACCAUCUGAACAAUAAAUGCACAAGAACAAAAGAGGUUGUGAUGGACGCUGUAAGAAUCGAGAAGAGGUUCUUGAGUGAAAGCCUACCUGUGAAUCUUAUAGGGAUGAAUUGCGAGCUCAUGUGUAGAUACAUAGAGUUUGUGGCCGAUACGCUUCUGGAGAAUCUUGGGGAGGAGAAGAUAUACCAUGCCAUCAAUCCAUUCGAUUUCAUGGAGAACAUUUCGUUGGUUGGAAAGACAAACUUCUUUGACAAGAGGGAGUCUCAAUAUCAAAAGGCAUUUGUAGGGAUUGAGAACGGAAACGAUUCUUUCAGGAUAGACGUGGACUUCUAA
Encephalitozoon romaleae SJ-2008 is the source of this 981-nucleotide messenger RNA. Its product is annotated as ribonucleoside-diphosphate reductase small subunit. The transcript has a single exon. Lineage: Eukaryota; Fungi; Microsporidia; Unikaryonidae. Gene Ontology annotation, molecular function: ribonucleoside-diphosphate reductase activity, thioredoxin disulfide as acceptor. Gene Ontology annotation, biological process: deoxyribonucleotide biosynthetic process. Gene Ontology annotation, cellular component: cytosol. The record is from RefSeq and is a predicted model, not a curated record. Bases 1 to 981 code for a protein of 326 amino acids.